Molecule: messenger RNA, 1495 nt
Organism: Linum tenue
Lineage: Eukaryota; Viridiplantae; Streptophyta; Magnoliopsida; Malpighiales; Linaceae
Source: the annotation of a GenBank genome assembly
GAAAAAAAAACCCCGCAUGCAUGCAGCGCUUAAUAACAGCAGCAAUGGAGUCUGUCUCAUCCUGUCAAGAUAAUAUAAAUACAAUACGCGUCCCCACUUCUUCUUACACAGUAAUCCAAAUACGUAAGAUAUUAAUUCUUGCAUCCAACCAUGAUGAGGAGAAGAUUUGGGAUAGGAGGAGCUGCUGCUGCAAAGGAGACAGCCGCCCCCGCCGCCAUUGAGUUCGAGGAUUUCGAACCAAAAUCAGAAUGGAAAGAAGAAGAGCUUCAACCACAACAACAGCACAAGGCUCAGCUUUUGCUUCUCCACUUUCCUGAAUUCAAGAAGGAGCAGCUGAAGGUGGUAUACGUGCAAUCCACCAGAACCUUACGAGUCAGCGGCGAGCGCCCACUGUCCGACGACUCCGACACCAAGAGCAGUCGUCGUCGUCGUUUCAACGUCACGUUCCCCGUCCCUCACAACUGCGACGCCUUCAGGAUACAGGCAAAGUUCAACGAUGGAGUCCUCACCGUCACCAUCCCCCGACUCCCAGAAACCCCCACCGCCGCCGCCGCCCCUCCUCCUCCGUCGCUGCUGCCGCCGCCUCCUCAAGCUGCGGUACUUAAUGAAGAAUCAGCACCACCCCCAGCCGCAACUACCACAACUGCGCCAGCUCCUGGACCUUCUGCUGAUCAUCAUCACGAGACAAAGGAAGAUAAUGACAGUACUGAUGAUAAGGAUAACAACAAUGAUCAUGAGAAAGGUCACGACGCGGCCGCCGCGGCCAAAACGGUCACACCGGAAAAAGAAGUGGGCGAGGAACAAGGAAAAGAAAGAGAAGAUAAUAGUCCAACCACCAAGGCAGAAGAAGAAGUUGUUGAUCUCCCGCCACCAAAAGAAGCUUCUUCUUCUUCUUCUUCUCUGGCCGCCAAGGCAGCAGCGGAGACGGCAAAGUUAAGUGAUGUCCGCGACGACGACGAUGAUCAUUUCGAUCAUCGUCGCCAGGGGGUAGCAGCAGCAUUAAUAACAAGCCGCGGAAGCAGCAAGAAGAGGAAAGAGUCGCCUGAGGACCACCACGACGGUAAUGCGUUGUCGGCUAUCAAGGAUGACGUGGUGGAAAAUAACAUUGGGGAGAGAAUGAAGAAGGAGGCUAUUACGACGUCGUCGUCGGGUAAUAUUGCUGCGACUGCGAGGAAGAAGGCCAAGGGGUUGGGGAUUUUGGAGCGGGUUGACGAGUUGAUAAAGGACGAAGAUAAUAGACAGACGAUGGUCAACGUUGGACUGGCGGUUGUGGCGGCUGUGGCGGUUGGGGCCUUCAUUGUCUAUCGCUACAGAUCUUUCAGAGACUCCGCCUAAUUAAUUAAUUAGUUAAUCAUUCUCUCUUUCAUGAUCAACGUGACAAUUAAAUUUCCUCCUCCUGUAAACCAAAACUAAAGAUGUAUAUUGUGUUGCUGCAUGUGUGAAUAAUAUUGGAACAAAAUGAUUUGGAUACCUAAUGAAUAAAAAUCAGAUACGC